UCAGAAUUAGAUAAGUUUUGUGAAGCAGCAGAUUCUACGUAUGGGUGCAUUUUGUUACAAGGAAAAAUAUUAAGCGGAACCAAGAAUUUUUGGUCUUUAUCCCACGUUGAACUAGUCUUAUUACCACUUCUGGUUGCUACAAAUCUUUGUACAGUAGCAAGGGACAUGCCAAUAUAUCUUCCGAAUAAAAGCCCUAAUGUGCCUUUUAGAAUGCUCGUAGUACGAUUAACUGUAAACCUGUCUAUUCUUACGUUAUGUGGCCCUACUCCAACCCUAAAUGAAAUGAUGAGAUCAGCAUCAACUUUUUGGGCUCCAUCAUAUCAAAUGAUUGAAAGCAUAUCGACAUUGAUACCAUGGAAUAUCACACCACAUCUACUGUCCCAGUUGGAUAAUGCAGUAAUUGGACUUCUACUAGUCAACUAUGAUAAUAAAAGAUGUGUCAGUUGUGUUCAUUUAAAUGAAGAGUCAAGAAAUAGACCUUUAAAUAUUACAAAAAAAGUUGCUGCAUUGAGGUCCAUUUAUAGGAGUCUUGUUGGACCAUUGUUGCAACCUCCAGCAAUGCCACCAGAUGAUUUACCAGCAGGGUUCCAUCGUGACCAUGUACCUCUUGAGUCUUAUGUCUCCUGUGACUCCUUUAAAGUUUAUGUUGUACAGUCUUCGCCAUAUCACCUUCUAGUCUUAUUCCCUCCAGCCCUCCCCAGUCACAUAGCAAGACAAGUCAGUCUCAGAACACUAACAGUUUUUACUAAAGGAAAAGGCCCCAAACUCUGAAACUGGUAAGGAAUUUUUGUAAGCAUUUCUGAUUGUUUUGGUUGUCAUUAUCAUUUUAAUGUUUCAAUAAAAG
Molecule: messenger RNA, 844 nt
Organism: Macrobrachium nipponense
Lineage: Eukaryota; Metazoa; Arthropoda; Malacostraca; Decapoda; Palaemonidae
Product: protein fuzzy homolog
Biological process (GO): non-motile cilium assembly; vesicle-mediated transport
Source: RefSeq, a predicted model, not a curated record